UUUCAAUUUUAAUUGCAUGUUAAUUAAAGUAGAUUACGUCAAAGUGUAUCAAUUGGAGGUUAUGGCGAAUGUUUUGAUCUGUUGAUAGCAUUUUGCACACUUUGAAUCACUUGUCUAUGGAACGAGAACAUUUAUAACCAAUUGGUAUUAAGAACUAUUGUACCCUUUCUUUCAUAAUUAUCAUUAAUAAUAAAAUGAUCGCAAACGAGGCUCGUGUGAUAAGUGGUAUGGUCUCAACGCCACCUUGGGAGCACGUAUGGUUCCCUGUCAUAAACGCUCUAUCGAUAAUCAAUCACAUUCACCGGCCAUAAUUCAAUGGAGAUAAACUCAUUUGAUCAUCCCACGUCUCCGAUUUUCCCAAUAAAAAUGCAAUAGGCCGGUGUUGCUGUGUCCAACAGAAUCUGCUAAAACCUCGGAAGUGUACAUUUAUUAUCCUAAAACCCAAGCCUCUGAGACCAGCUUUAAUUGUAUGAGGAGAAAUUGAUUGAUUAUUGCGUGCCAGCGAAAUUAUCUAGCAGUUCGUACUCAAUUAUGUCGAAGGGCAGUGUAUGCACGAUAAUGGGCCGUCCUCCAAAGGUUCAACGACAUCAAGCCAUACAAUGUUUUAUCAAAUUUAUGGACAUAUUACAAACCAACGAUUUUCCCGUGGCAUCAGAUAAAGUAUGGAGGGAAAUGAGUAAGGAGCUCAAGGAGAAGUGGACUGCGCACUCUGUAUACACUCAUGUCAGAGACAACAAAAACGGUUGCCUGCAGGAGGCUCGUAAAAUUUGUUGGGUCACAACACCACCACCCCUAUCACGGCCUCGGAGCAGAGCUAAGCUCGAUGACACUCUCCCUGAAUGUUCCACUCUCUUAGAUGAUUCGUUCGAUCCUACUGAUCACGUGUUUGAGCUUGAAAACAUUGAUCCCUGUCUAGAAGAAUUUGAUAUCUUCCUGUCACCUGAAGACUGGGAGAAAAUAAAACCAGAGAAUCUGUCAGAGCCUGGACUAACACGUUUAAAGGCAGGUGUCUGGCCUUACGUGAUAAGUAAUGCGUUCUAUCAAAGGUACAAGAUCCCUUGUGCCAUGAUUGCGAAGUGGUCCCAAGUUCGUGUUGAGGAAAAUGGCUCUUUCAAAUUAAGUUUCCACGCUAUCUGUAAGAGUGAAAAGUGUGGAAAUGUCUUCUCCGGCAGUGCCAACGAGCAGCCCGUCAAUGGCAAACUUACCUUGAAGGUACGAGCACGUGACACCCGCGGUCAGCCACACGAAGAUGUCAAACGCCCUUUACGAGGCUCAGAGAGAGCUGAGGUGGCUCAAGAGCUACUGAAGCAACGGCCGGAAAACUAUCGGCGGGAGUUGCUCCGUAAAGGUAUGGAUUUUGGCCAGUCAGUUCCACCAAACAUUCGCCCGGGCAACAUAUAUCGCCAGGCGAGAUACGAGGCUCAACAAAAACUUGAUGGGAUCCUCCCGGGGGAUAAGAGAGAUCAACUGACGAUACUCAGAGAUCUUACCGCAGAUCCAAGGUACUCCCACAUCAUCAUUGAGCUAGCCUUGAGCCCAUUCCACUUAAUGUAUUGCACACCGGAACAGGUGUACUCAUACAGAGAGUACUGUCGCCUAGUGAAGAAUUCAAUCGUCAUGGCAGAUGCAACAGGCUCACUGGUGAAGAAGUUUGAGAAAGCUCUUGGGUCUUUCACAGGUCAUAUAUUCCUUUAUGUACUGACCAUAAGGUUUAAAAACAAGACCUUCCCAUUUGCGCAAGUUUUGGCAGAUAAGCAAGACUGUCCUUUCCUCACGUAUUGGAUGGGAAUUCUCGCGACAAGAUUGGGAUUACCACCACCCAAACAAGCUCUCAGUGACCAGGAACGUGCGCUGCUCAUGGCACAUUGCCAAGUUUACAAUGGUCGUACCAUUAAGCAAUACGUUGAUGAUGUUUUUACUUGGGGGUGUGACGAGAAUAACAAUCAGGGCAAACCUUUCCCUGCUCCGACUGUUAUUCGCAUCGAUGUGGCUCAUUUCAUGGCUGCCGCAGCUAGGUGGAACUGCUUUAAAGACCGAGACAAAUUUCGUGCCAAGCGAUUCUAUGUCAGAACGAUUGCUUUGCUUGUUGACUGCCAGUCGAUACAAGAGUUCCAACUCGUUUUCCUUCUCAUCUGUCUCGUGGCGUUAAUGCCUGUGAAUGAUCAUGGGAUUGACUUGCCUGAGAAGACAAAUCCACUGGUCAACCGUAGUAUUCAUUUGGGGAUAAGAAAAAUUACGGCGGACCAGGCCCGAGCAAAACUAGAGCAAUACAUUGCUCUACGUGGUCUCAUAAUCGACAAUCUACAGGAGCACAGUGAGAACGCGGAGAUGGAAAUUACGGCCAACUUUCAGCACCUCCCGGAAGAAAUUUCUACCAAGAAGAAUACCCUGACUCAUCAGUGGAUUAAGGAAUUGAUUUCUCUCGUCAAGCCAGAAAAUCCUGAAACUAUCGUUGGGAAUGUAGAGAACGGACUCUAUCUUCCUCCUCUUGUAGUAGAGUUGGAAAGAAUUGGUAAAGAAUUUGUUCUGUGGAGCUCUGCUGUGCUACCGCCGGGAAUGGACAAGUCACAUGCCUCGACUGCGGCGCAGGAGGGUUAUUUUAAUGAGGUCAAACAUCGUUUAUUUGAAGGGACGAAAUUACCUGUCAGCUGUAAUCGUUUCUUUCGAGCUCAUGUAGAUGACAUCUCGGCUGGAGUCAGAGAAUUAGGAGCCAAUUUGAUAGAGUUUGCACACGAGACAUUUGAUACAUGUAAGGGAAUGAAGCCCGAGAAGGAGCCGAUUGGAGAAAAUGGUGCCACUAAGUCAGAUCAGAAUGAAAGGAGGAAAGAGAAGGUCGAUAGAGGGAAUCCAGAGAGUGAAAAAGAGAAGAAAAGCGACUGGGAUCAGGUAAUUCCAGAAGUUGAGACUGAAUCCAGGGAUGAGGUAAUUGCAGAUGUUCUUGAGCCUGAACCCAAGGAUGAGGUUAUUCCAGAUGUUCUUCAGCCUGAAUCGAAUGUAGUUUCAGAAGACGUCCAAUUCAUUAAUGAUUCAGACUUUCGUUCUCAAAUGAGAUGGCGAGGGAUUAAGAAUGAUAAAAAUGGAUUUUUAUGGCAAUGUGGCGAUGCUUACAUCGAAAUUGAGGAGCUAUCACAAGAAUCAUUCGGCGCUCAAUUGUACACACAAGAAAUUGAUUGUGAUAUUUUUGGGCUGGAAAAUGCUGAAUUACCAAAACUUGUUGGAGGAGAUCUACUUGAUGAAACUCAUGCAGACAACAAUAAUAAUCAACCAUUGAUUGACGCUAAACACAAAACUAAUAAUUCUAAUCCCUCAAAACCAGAAUCAUCAACGCCAGUGAUAGAACAACCUCAAUUUUCCAGCACUUUCUUGGACUUGAAUGGUAAUGACUCAUCGCAGCUUCUGGAGAUGCUCUUAAUUGACCAAGUGAAUGGAAAUCCUCGAGAAUUGACGCCAAAUCCCCAUCGAUCGAGCAAAGCAUCGAGAAAGAGGAAGCGCGGUGGCUACUUUGAACCAUGUCCAGAGAUCGCAGACAUGAACAGACAGACUAGUGUCAGGAAACCUCGUCAUUUCCUACAGAAUGGUCUACACUGUCCCGUAGUCAAACUGAAUGGAAUAGGAAUCUACGUCAUAAAUACAUGUGCCUUCGAUAGUUUCGUCCACAUUUUUCUCUAUGCAGUUUAUGAUAAUGAAGAUUAUCGUACCAUGGUGGAAUCCUCAGAGGUAGGAUUAUUCAAAUUCCUGACACAGUUCCUGAAACACGGAUCUUUGGUGAAAGUUCUCCAACAACGCUGUUCUCUAUUAGCUGCUCACUAUGAAUUACGUCCGUCUAAAAAUUCCACGAGACUGACACCAGUUACCCUAAAUGCCGAGGACUCAUUAGCCAAUGUCUGGCAACAUUUCUUCGGCGAGCCAGUAGCUAAAAGAACCACGGAAUGUUCAAAUAUCUAUUGUUCCAUUGGUCAAACGACUAAUGUGCCGUAUUUGAUUGUAAGCCACCAAACAAUUUGUGAGCAUGGUUUUAGGAAUCUGGAGAAGGCCAUCGAAAUUAUUCAUAUAAAACAAUGCAAGAAACUCGGAUGUGGCGGACUCAUAACAGUAACAUUGAACUGCCAGGACACGGUAUUCAUUGAACUGGACGUAGCGGACAUUACCCGUGGAACAAGUCUUGGCUGUUGUUUGGAGGACUUCCCUACUCAUUUGAAUCUGGGUAAAGUUUACAGGUUAAUAGGAGUGAUACACUUCGAGCCCAGACACUUUAUAGCAUACGUCCGACGACUUCAGGGGAACUGGAUAGAGUGCGACGACCUGAAAACAAUGAGCAGUGCUGCUCCUGCCACCACCCCCGUGCGACCCUUCGGUGCUGUGUAUAUUCGGUCUUAAAGAAAUUAAUAACUAGAAGUAAGAAGAUAUUUACAUGUAUUAGAAAAUCUAAUCGUUCCGAACGAAAACUGUGCCAAUGAGUUCAAAGAGAUAAAUAUUAACAAUUUAUCGAGUUCCUAUCUGAAAGAGAAACAAUCUCUUUUCUACAUAGAUAGGACUAGCAAAGAAAAGACUGUUAAACUACCUCAUUAUAAGAUUUAUAAACUCUUAGUGCAAAGAGAUCUCGUUCAUUAGGCAGGCACUAUAAAAUAGUCCCACGAUUUUUUCCUGGAGACUUUUCUGGGGAUGAGGGUUGAUGGAGAAGUCAGGAAGAUGGAAUUGUUGACACAGUAACAAAAUUAAUAUUGUUUGUUGAUGGAGGUUGGGACGUUAGUGGUUGAUUCCUGAGUUUGGUUUCUGAUUCUUCCAUUUCACACAAAUUACGCAUGUACUACUGUGUAUUUUUGAGAGAGACAAGUGAUCCCUCAUGUAAUUUUAGGGUAGCCGGGACUUUCUGCAGACCAGGGAUUGCCAAUACCAAAGUCUUAAAUAAUGAGUACAUUGUGAUUGAUUAGUUGAACUAAGUCACGUUUUCAGUCAUUGCAAUAUCCCUGAUUGAAACAACUAUUCCUAAUAUGAUUUGUGGCUAUUUUUAUGUAAAUUGUGAUCCACCGAACCACAAUAUCAAUAUGUUAAAACAUGGCAUGAGAGAAUCAGAUUUGUUUAGCAAUUUCCCAUUUUUCUCUUGAGUAAAAAUAAGACAAAUAUUUUACUAAUUCCCAAAGGUCUCUUAAGCUAGUCACAUUCUGAGGUAAUACUAGAAGAUUCUCAUAGGAAAACUAAAGAGUAUCGCAAAGUGUUCAUUUUUUGUUUUGUUAACUUCAGAAAUUGUUAUACGUGGAGUCAAUGAAGACUUGGUAUUACGUAUAUAUAAACUUGUAGAAGAGAGUUCCAUUAGCGAGGCUCUAAUCUAGAAUCCAUCGUAAAAAUAGUUCAACAAUUGCAUUCGCCGUUGAAACCUCACUGAUGUGAAUAAAAGAUGGUCAUGCACACACUUACACUGCGCAGAAUUUAUUUUACGUACUCCAACUCCAAGUUUUGUGUUUAUUAAGGAACUACAAGAGAGCGAAGUCCAAUAGGAAGCUCAUGCUUCUCUAUCACCUUGAUCUCGCAUUUUCUGACUCAGAUUAUUUUUCAUUGUAUGGAGUCUGAUAACCAUAAAUUUAACCGGGAUCGAUUCGGUGCAACAUUUUCCCUUCCUUUUUUCCUCUCCGAGUCAUUAUCAGAAUGAUCAUCACCAUCCUUCCGGUUCCUCUUGAAAUUUUCUCCCAAGUCAUCAUCCCCAUUCUCAUCAUGCGUCUGUUCCGCUCUUUUCCGUUCCUUCCUCCUCAUUUUUCUCCAUUUUUCUCCGCAAGUAAAGGAGGCAUCUCAGUAAGCAUGGACAAAAGUAUGAACGGAAUUGGAUAAUUUAUUAUGGCAUGUCCAAAGUAAUAACAUAUUGUAAAAAUGCUCUUUUUCAGUAUUUCGAAACGAUUAAGCGACUUUGUCGAAAUUUCAGAGGGAUCCAAGAGAAUCCAAAACAAUCUCAAUGCAUUUCGAAAUAAUUUUAAUGAACUUAGAGAAAUAUUAGAAGCAUUUAGACCCCAAUGGAAGACCCCCUUGGGAAUUCCAAGGUACCACGAAGAGUUUCCAGAAAUUUUCCAGGAAAUUCAGAAAAUGCAGGAAAUUUCCCCUGUCAGACUUCAUGAAAGCUUCGGAGAUGUUCGACUAGUCCUUAGGAAUUUCAAGGGACUCAAGAUUAUUCUACAAAUAUAUUUCCAAGAGAAUCCAAAGAAUUUCCUCGAAGAUUUUCAGAAAUUCUCUGGUUUCCUCGAGAUACCCAGAAAAUCCGGCUAUUUUCUGGAAAAAAGUAAGAAACUUCUAAGAAGAGCGUGAGUCUUAAUUCAGAGGAAUUUUUUCUGAACAUUGGGGAAUGUCUCCAUUUUCGUUCCAGUAGAAGUCCUCGAAUGUGCUACAGAUUUCCGGAAAUUCUUGCAAUUUGGUAGACUUGUUUCAAGUUCCGCCGAACCAGAAAAUGUAUGGAUUCCCUACCAGUCGACUACUAAAUAUUCGAAACUGAAUAUCCAAAGACAUAUUCAGCAUUCGAAGUAAUAGUGAAUGUAUUGUAGGAGUAUUUCAUAUUGUCAGUACUACUGAAUAUCGUGAAUACCGAAUCAGCUGAUGCUGAUGGUAUACAUAUAUACCCUCGGCCGUAAGGGCGUAUGCGCAUGCGCAGCCUGCCCCCAGUCACAAUUAGAAAACCAUUAAUUAAAUAAUAACAGUUAAUUCCUAAACUCUGAAUUAAUGUUUUUUAGACUUCCCAAAUUAUGUUACAUCGAUCUAUGCAAGUCCGAUUAAGAUUCGAACUUACCACCUGCUAACUAUACGCCAAUAAAAGAGUCAUUAAUUAUAAAUAAACUAUUAGUUCCUAAACUAUGCGAAUGUAUUCCUAAACUUUCCUAAACUAUUCCCAAAUGAUUGAGAUUAGAUUCAUCUC
Molecule: messenger RNA, 6892 nt
Organism: Diachasmimorpha longicaudata
Lineage: Eukaryota; Metazoa; Arthropoda; Insecta; Hymenoptera; Braconidae
Exons: 4
Coding region: 532-4377 (1281 amino acids)
Source: RefSeq, a predicted model, not a curated record